AUGGUAGUCAUUACUCGUGCUACGUUAGCACGUCAACUGCCAUCACUAAAUCCAACUAGAACGAUUGUAUCAAGUGCUGUAAGGAAAAAGUACACCAAAAAGAAGAAAAGAACAGUUAAACAACGUACAUCAUCUAAGAAAAGAACAGUUAAACAAUGUACAUCAUCAUCUACUACUUCACCGCCAUUGCAACCAUAUAAUGAGGUCGCAGGCAAAAGUAAUAUUAUUGAUGCUAAUGGAUAUGAUCGGUACGGUAAUCCAACAGGAAGAGAAUACGAUUUGGGUCGAGAUGGAGCAUUUAUGGGAUUUAAUAUUUUAAUUGGACGGUUUUGUUACAUUGACACCCAGAAGCCAAUUGAUGCACUGAAGAUCAAAGGAUUUCAAGUGAAACAUGUAAUGACUGAAGAUGAAUGUAUAACAGAACUUGCUUCAAAUCGUUAUCAAAUUGUAUGGAUUAUCAGUUCUGGUCAAAUUCAAAAUUCGAAAUUUAUUUCAGCUUUAACAGCUUUUCAUUCAGCUGGUGGUGCUAUGUUUUUAUUUGCCGAUAAUACACCAUACGUAUGUCAUGCAUCUGAAUUUCUUACAAUGGAGGUGUGUGAGAUGAUAAGCGAAAAGAUGGCACAUA
This is a messenger RNA of Rotaria sordida, 625 nucleotides long. The record is from the annotation of a GenBank genome assembly. NCBI's taxonomy places the organism in Eukaryota, Metazoa, Rotifera, Eurotatoria, Philodinida, Philodinidae.